Messenger RNA from Closterium sp. Naga37s-1, 2565 nucleotides. The record is from the annotation of a GenBank genome assembly. NCBI's taxonomy places the organism in Eukaryota, Viridiplantae, Streptophyta, Zygnematophyceae, Desmidiales, Closteriaceae.
AUGCCGGAUCUUACUGAUAUCGAGUCAUCCACAAACGAGUCAGCAGGGGUAGAGGGCGGUGUUAUACACGAGGGUGCGUUGGCAGGUAGAGGAAUGGUAGAAGAACGGGGAAAAAAGGAGGCAGAAGGACGACGGGUGGUAGAAGAACGGCGAGAAUGGGUGGGAGAAGGGAGAGAAGUGGUGACAGCAGAGGGAAACGAGGAUUUUGUUACGCUAGGUGGGUUCCUGGCCUCGUUUGAAGCUGUACUGGCUGCUGGUAGGAAUGCUGGUGGGAGGGCCGGUGUGGGGGAGGUGAUGGGGACGGGAGAUAUGGAGAGAGGAGAGGAGGGCAGUGGGAAGGAGAGGGAAGGGGGUGGAAGUGAGGAUAAAAGGGGAAAAGUGAGGCAAGGGGGUGAGGAGAGGGAUGUGGGAGGAAAUGUUGUUGAGGGAGAAGGGAAGGUGGGAGAGGAGGGGAGGGCUGAGGAGGGGAGGGUGGAGAGGGAGAGAGGGGGAGCAGAAGGUGGAGGAUUGUACCCUCCGGAGCAGCAGCAGCAGUUUCAGCAGCAGCAGCCGCCGCAGCAGCAGAAGCAGCAGCAGCAGCAGAAGCAGCAGCAGCAGCAGCUGCUGCUGCGGCAGUUUCAGUCACAGCAGCAGCAGAUUGAGGGAGAGAACGCUUGGGUAUAUGAGCGCCAGACAGAGAGACUCAGUUGGGACAGGUGGGAGAGGGAAGGAGCACAAGAGAGCGUGGGAAGCGGGUGGAACGUGGGGAAGGGUGUGAGGGAGAGUGUGGGAGAGAGCAGCAGGGAAGGAAGGAUGGGUCUGAUCAAAGGGGGGAGGUACAGCAGUGGUGCUGGCAGCAGCAGAGGGUGCAGUAGCAGCGAGAGUGACAGAGGGCGCAGCAGCAGAGAGGGUAGCAGCAGCAGCAGAAGCAGCAGCAGCAGCAGCAGCAGCAGCAGUGGGAGUAGCAUUGCGAGAAGCAGCGGAAGGGAGGGCAGUGCGAGGGGUUCUGGUGAGAGGAGUGGUGAUGGGAGCAUCAGAGAAGGUUUGCUGGACGUGGAUGCGCGUUGGGGGGAGUCGGAGAGUGGAAAAUCGUUGAACGCUUAUUCUGCUGAGCAUGAGGACUCAGAUCUUUCUGUCUUGACGCUUGGCCGAGGUGGGGGACAGGGAGGGGGAGGGAGACAGGGGAAAGGAACAACACACGGUAAUUCACAGGAAGAUCUGGGGAGAGAGAAGGGAGAUCAGGAGACAGCGAGGAGGACCGGGGUAGGGAAGCAGGGGGAGGAGGAAGGAGAGGAGGCGGAGAUGGGAAGAGAGGAGGGGGCAAGGGGAAGUGAGGACGGGACGUCGGAUUGGCUGAGACUGGGUGUGGCUAUGAGUGGAUGCUCUAAGGAGUCUCAUCGUACGAUUGACUUGAUGGGGUCAUCUUGCAUCCACGGCAGUGAGGAUAUGGAGGAUAUGGCCAUGCCACGUGGCACAGCAUCAGCCUCUCCACGUGGCAGAUCACAGGCCUGGGCUCACGCCACGUGUCAUCAUGCUCAUGCUGGCAGCCCAUCACCAAGCAGCGAUCUCCGGGAGCUCGUGGCUCGGCAGCAGGGGCAGAUAGAUGAGCUGCGGCGGCUGCUGGGGCAGCAGAUGGAGGCGUGCCAUGCGCUGGCUGCUGCUCUGAGGCUGCAGCACCAGGAGCGUCAGCAUUUGGGGAGGCAGUGGGAGCAAUGUUUUGGAGGUUUGAAGGAGACUCAGGAGGCAGAUAUAGAGGAAACAAAGCUUGGAGAAAGCAAGUCCGAGGAAGCAGAUGGGGCAGAAGGGGAAGAAGGGGCAGAGGAGGCGGGUGGUGAAAGAGGGAAGGGUCUAAGGGACAGCGGAGGUGGCGGGUGUGAAGGGGCAAGGGAAUGGCGGGACCUGGAUUGGGACGACGAGUUGAUGCAGCAGUCUGGGGAGCUGCGAGGAGAUAUCACAAGUCUCAAGGAUCAGGUGGGUUGGCGUGAGAGAGAAGGAUGGUUAAGGGAUAGAGGAGGUGGCGGGUGUGAAGGGGCAGGGCAGUGGAGGGACCUGGACUGGGACGACGAGUUGAUGCAGCAGUCUGGGGAGCUGCGAGGAGAUAUCUCGAGUCUCAAAGACCAGCUUGCACAAAGGGCCAACCGCAUAGCAACACUCAAGCAGUCGCUCCUUCACACCAUGGCUCAGCUUAAGUCCCGCUCUCCCUCUCUCUCCUUGCCUUGUGUGUCCCGUGCGCCCCUUCUCGUUCCCUGCUCGCAGCUUGCACAAAGGGCCUACUGCAUCGCGUCACUCAAGCACUCUCUCCUUCACACCAUGGCGCAGCUCAAGUCCCGCUCUCCCUCCCCGGGACCCGCCUUCUCCCUCGCUUCCCUCCACUUCCCCUCCCUCCCCUCGCCCUCCCAACAACCCUCCACUCGCCUAUCCCCGUCUCCUCUGCUCCCCUCCCUUCACUCGCCCUCUCGUCUCCCCUCUUCUCAUCGCUCGCCCUCUCCGUCUCCCAGGCAUUCCCCCGUGCUUCCGUCCCGCCCCGCCUCUAGUUCCCAUCAGGCAGCCACCGUAGGGCAUAGAAGCAUCAGAGAAGCCUCUUAG